AUGUUCACAGUAGCUUCGCUACCAUCGCAAGAAGGAAAAGUUUUCAUCGUAACAGGAGGAAAUGCAGGAAUUGGCUUCAUAACAUGUCUGAACCUCGCCGCCAAAGGAGGCAAGGUCUAUCUCGGUGCUCGGUCGGAAGAGAAAGCGAUGAGAGCAAUCCAAAAAAUAAAGGAUACACACCCGGAAGCAGUAUUGAUUCCUCUUGUCAUGGACAACAGCCGCUUGGCAACCAUUGUAGCGGCAGCGAAAACUUUCACAGCCCAGGAGGCAACCCUCAAUGGCUUGAUACUCAACGCGGGUGUCAUGGCCGUUCCGUUCUCGACAACACCUGACGGGUACGAAAUCCAAUGGCAAGUAAACUACUUGGCUCAUUGGCUUCUAGCCCAUCAUUUGACACCAACUCUUCUUUCGACAUCACUUUCACAAGGAAAAGGCGCCUCACGGGUGGUUUGCGUAUCCAGUGAAGGACAUCAAAAGUCAUCCUUUAGCGUCGACAAAAUCAUCUAUGGUAACGACGCACUCGAGAAAUUCGGACCAUUUGGUCGAUACGGCGUUUCCAAGCUGGGAAAUGUCCUUCAUUCGGUAUCUCUCAACAAUGCGUACGGACCAGAAAGCCCAAGCGCAAAGGCAGGAAAGGGAGAGAUCUGGACGGCUUCUCUUCAUCCUGGAUUUAUCGAUACCGAGUUGAAUGAGAAGAAUCGAGAUAAUGCGCCCUGGUAUUUGAGUUGGCUCUACUAUGUACUCAAAUGGGUCAAGGUCAUCCGACCGGUGCAGGAAGGCUGUGUGAGUAGUAUUUUUGUUGGAGCCAGUGAUUAUUUUCUGCCAGAGAUGAGUGGGAGGUAUUUUGAUGAGUAUGCGGGCUUAAAAGAAGCCAACGCUGCUAGUAAAGAUGAGAACGAAGUCAAAAGACUAGAGGAGUGGACGCGGGAGCAAAUGGCGAACGACGGGUUUUUGUAA
Molecule: messenger RNA, 957 nt
Organism: Glarea lozoyensis ATCC 20868
Lineage: Eukaryota; Fungi; Ascomycota; Leotiomycetes; Helotiales; Helotiaceae
Product: NAD(P)-binding Rossmann-fold containing protein
Exons: 1
Coding region: 1-957 (318 amino acids)
Source: RefSeq, a predicted model, not a curated record